Molecule: messenger RNA, 1709 nt
Organism: Penicilliopsis zonata CBS 506.65
Lineage: Eukaryota; Fungi; Ascomycota; Eurotiomycetes; Eurotiales; Aspergillaceae
Exons: 2
Coding region: 33-1664 (543 amino acids)
Biological process (GO): transmembrane transport
Molecular function (GO): transmembrane transporter activity
Source: RefSeq, a predicted model, not a curated record
UCUUCAUCAAUGAUCACAGUGAGAGAAUCGAAAUGGCCGACUCUGAAGAGCCCCAAGUUUCCCCCCGCGUGCGAUGGAUGCUCUGGACGAGCUUCGCCCUGCUCUGCUACGUGCAAGGCGUGUCCGAGCUGACGCUGACCGUCUACCUGAGCACGGCGGCGGCGCUGUUCAACGGCUCGGUGCAGUACAGCACGAUCAGCGUGGUGGAAUCGAUCAUCAGCGGCGCGAGUAACCUGGUGUACGCGAAGAUCGCGGACGUGUUCGGGCGCCCGCUGAUGCUGGCGGGCUCGCUGCUGUUCUACAUCCUGGGCGUGAUUGUGCUGAGCAGCGCGCACAACAUCGCGACGCUGUGCGUGGGCAUCGUCUUGUACGCGUUCGGCAACACGGGCAUCAGCUUCGCCAUCUACCUCGUCACGGCGGAUCUGGUGCCUGCGCGCUGGCGUUGCACCAUCUCCAACGUCACCCUGCUGCCGUACGUGAUCAACUUCGGCAUCGCGUCCAAGAUCACCGCCCGUCUGGUCCCUCUCCACUGGCGCUGGGGCAUCGGCAUGUUUGCCAUUCUCGUGCCUGUCACCGCCGGCCCUCUCGCCGCCAGUCUGUACUUCUUCUCGCGCCAGUCCAACAAGACAAGUACACCGCCGAAACGCAGUCUCAACAAGACCGUCCGGGCGUUGUGGCAGCUGGAUCCCCUGGGAUUGUUGCUGGUCACGGUUGGCUUUGGUUUAUUGUUGCUGCCGUUGACCAUCGCCGACGAGGCCCCCCACGGCUACGCCAGCGGGUACAUCAUCGCCAUGUUUGUGAUCGGCGCCGUCUCGCUGCUGCUGUUCCCGGUGGCCGAGUGGUUCCUGGCGUUCCCCGCGAUCAACCUGCGUCGCCUGGUCGCCUUGGGCAGCAGCGUGGAUCUCCUGGUCGCCAUCGCCAUCGCCGUCGCCGACGCCAUGUCCGUGAUGAUCAGUUACACGCCCGCCUACAACUGGGUGCGCGUCACCUUUGACUGGAACGUGCAGGACGCAACGUACUUCCUCGACGCCGCGUCGCUGAGCGUCGUCAUCUUCGGCAUCGUCGGCGGCUUCGUCGCCACCGUCACCGGCCGGUAUAAAUGGUUGACCGUGUUUGGCGGCGGCGUGCGCUUCCUCGCCCUGGGCCUCAUGUACCGCUACCGCGGCGCCGGCUCGUCCACCUUCCAGAUCGUGUUUCCCCAGGUCUUGCAGGGCCUCGGCGGUGCCGUCAUGACCGCCAACCUGCUGGUCGCCUGCCAGAUCGCCGUCCCGCACGCCGACGUCGCCAUGGUCACCGGCCUGUUCGUCAUGUGUGAGGGUGUCGCCGAUGGUAUCGGCAGUGCCAUUGCCGGUGCCAUCCAGGGCAAGCUCCUGGGCGAGCUGACGCGCAGCCUGAGCGCCGUGGGCGCCUCGGAAACCCUCAUCCAGGCCAUCUACGACGACGGCGUGCUCGCCCUGGCGGAUUAUCCCCUGGGCUCCACCAUCCGCACGGCCACCAUCGAGGCCUGGGAGCGCAACACGCACCAGCUCCUCAUUGCCGCCCUCGUCAUUGCCGGCGUCAACUUCCUGCUCUGUUUCUUCCUGCAGGACCGUAAGCUGCCGGACAAGCAUAACUGCAUUACCGACGAAAAGGCCGGUUUGCCAGUCUUGGAUGAUAGUAUAUAGAUAGUAUAUACAAGUAUAUACAAGUACAUAGUGUAUAAUCUCAUC